AUGCCAUCAGGGACCAUCAGUCCACUUAGGCCAAGCUCACCAACAAGUAUCAAUGAGCAACGUACUCUGCGCUCUGGAGCGCCAGUGGUCGACCGAGUUGCAUGCCUGCUCUUGAAUUUCUUGCAGGACGAUCCUGAGCCGACAGAGCCCGCGCUAGCCAGGGGUGUGUUCCAAGCCGAUCAGAGACCGGAGACGGUACUUCUGCAUCACUUGAUUCCUUCAAGUUCACGUCUCAUGGCUCGCUAUCUGCUAUCUUCGAUCCCACGCUUGCACGAUAUCGAGAUCUCCAUUACCGUAUCAAAGUUUGUCUCGGCGAUAACUCCGAAUUUGACAACCUACAGGAUGUGUGCUCGAGCCCGAUGUCGAGAUGCGCUGUGCAGAGGACUAGCAAUUCAGGAUGGUGCAGGCGAUGUCCAAGGUCGACUCCACGAGAGACGAGUAGGCGGCUACUCCAGUGAGCUUGUGGGUGUCCAAGUAACCAUAGAGCCGUCACUUGAAACGUCUGGGUAUACAAAAGACAUGGAUGACUUGAGCUGGUCAAAGAUCCUACGUUUAUUGAGGAGGACUGGGAAGAGGAACUUCAAUAGUCAUGGCGAGGGAAGAACUGAUGCCGAAGCAUACGAGUGGGACGAAAUCUUGGAAAGACUUGAGCCGUUGAUUGAGCGUUUCGAUCUUGUGAUUGUACUUGAUGAAGACACCUAA
Molecule: messenger RNA, 702 nt
Organism: Mollisia scopiformis
Lineage: Eukaryota; Fungi; Ascomycota; Leotiomycetes; Helotiales; Mollisiaceae
Exons: 1
Coding region: 1-702 (233 amino acids)
Source: RefSeq, a predicted model, not a curated record